CAGCUACGUUUUGUUCAGAAACUCUGUCCUGAACUAAAGAAAACAUCCAGCAAGCACUGGGCAAGGAAGGCCAGCGGCGGAGAACAAGGGUGGUCUCGGCCGUGCCAGAGGAUGGAGGUGCACAAUGUAUCGGUCCCCUUCAAUUUCUCUCUGCCGCCUGGCUUUGGCCACCGCGCCACAGACAAGGCACUGAGCAUCAUCCUGGUGUUCAUGCUGCUGUUCAUCAUGUUCUCCUUGGGCUGCACCAUGGAGUUCAGCAAGAUCAAGGCUCACUUCUUAAAGCCCAAAGGGGUGAUCAUUGCCAUGUUGUCGCAGUACGGCAUCAUGCCCCUCGCUGCCUUUGUCCUGGGCAAGGUCUUCCGUCUAAACCCAAUCGAGGCAUUGGCCAUCCUCAUCUGUGGCUGCUCGCCUGGAGGGAACCUGUCCAACCUCUUCACCCUGGCCGUGAAGGGAGACAUGAACCUCAGCAUUGUGAUGACCACCUGCUCCUCCUUCACUGCCUUGGGCAUGAUGCCUCUCCUCUUGUACAUCUACACCAAAGGGAUCUAUGACGGGGAUCUUAAGGACAAGGUGCCCUACAAAGGCAUUAUUAUAUCGCUGGUCAUGGUUCUCAUCCCUUGUAGCAUAGGAAUCUUCCUCAAAACCAAAAAGCCACAAUAUGUUCCCUACAUCGUCAAGGGAGGGCUGAUCAUCACUUUCUGCCUCAGUGUGGCUGUCACAGUCCUGUCUGUCAUCAAUGUGGGCAAUAGCAUUGUGUACGCCAUGACACCACCACUGCUGGCCACCUCUUCCCUGAUGCCUUUUGCUGGCUUCCUUCUGGGCUACAUCCUCUCUGCUCUCUUCCAGCUCAAUCCACGCUGCAGCCGCACCAUCAGCAUGGAAACAGGAUUCCAAAACGUUCAACUCUGUUCUACCAUCCUCAACGUGACCUUUCCCCCUGAAGUCAUUGGACCACUUUUCUUCUUUCCUCUUCUGUAUAUGAUUUUCCAACUUGCAGAAGGAAUUCUCUUCAUUAUUAUCUUUCGGUGCUAUGAGAAAUUCAAGCCUCCCGAGGAUGAAACCAAGGUGACCUACAAGGCUGCUGCCACUCAAGAUACUAUUCCAGAAGCUCCAGAAAAAGGUACCCACAAUGGGAAUGUUCCUUCUACACAACCUAACCCUUCCCCCAAUGGCCUGGAUUCUGGUCAGGUGGCAAUUUAAAAUGCCUAUGUAAAAAAAUCAGACGCAGCAAGAAAAGGACCACCAUGCUUGCCUGAAUGUUUGUAUAGCACUUCCAGGAAAUCCGUCAGCACAAUCAUGAAGCCGUAACAAUGGGCAACCUACCCAGGAACCCUUACCCAUUCAACAUGGAAUCUGCUAUUUGUCCAAAAAAUAAACAAGAACUGGGCAAAGUGGUUCAUGUUUAUAAUCCCAAUGCUCAGUAACUGAAAUGUCGACCUUAAAGUAUGAAGACUGUCAAACCAAACAUACUCUUCAGUAGCUAUGAAUGCUUAUGAAGGCACUCACCUGCCCUCUACAGCAGUAUCUGAUUUAUACUGGUUUCACUAUUUACUUUCCCCUUGGUGGGUAUGUUGUUCAAAAGGAAAUAAACUACAACACAAUGGUUCUAA
This is a messenger RNA of Alexandromys fortis (reed vole), 1610 nucleotides long. It is a transcript of the gene Slc10a1, whose product is annotated as solute carrier family 10 member 1. Lineage: Eukaryota; Metazoa; Chordata; Mammalia; Rodentia; Cricetidae. The record is from RefSeq and is a predicted model, not a curated record. Gene Ontology annotation, biological process: bile acid and bile salt transport. Gene Ontology annotation, cellular component: membrane. Bases 112 to 1200 code for a protein of 362 amino acids. The transcript has 5 exons. Gene Ontology annotation, molecular function: bile acid:sodium symporter activity.